Messenger RNA from Podarcis raffonei (Aeolian wall lizard), 1324 nucleotides. It is a transcript of the gene IL13RA1, whose product is annotated as interleukin 13 receptor subunit alpha 1. Gene Ontology annotation, molecular function: protein binding; cytokine receptor activity. Gene Ontology annotation, biological process: cytokine-mediated signaling pathway. Lineage: Eukaryota; Metazoa; Chordata; Lepidosauria; Squamata; Lacertidae. The coding region runs from base 62 to 1252 and encodes 396 amino acids. The record is from RefSeq and is a predicted model, not a curated record. The transcript is spliced from 10 exons. Gene Ontology annotation, cellular component: external side of plasma membrane.
CCCCGGCCGGCACUCUUCCCGGCAGCGCCCGCCCCGCCGCCACUCGAGCCUCGGGGAUGUGAUGGAGCCGCUGCUCGCCGAGAUGGCCGCGCUGCUGCUGCUGCUGCUGGCCGGGGCCGUGGGCGGAGGAGUCGUGUUGGAUCUGCCUCGCCCAACUAACAUCACAUAUACUAUCAAUGAAAAUAACUGCCAGCUGAAUGUGACAUGGGCUCCUGUAAAAAUAGAAGAUGACUGCAAUCUACGGUAUGUAACUGCUAUAACCACCAGUGGAGAAUGGGGCCAAAAGGAAUGGAAUGUUCAAAAUUUCCGGACAGUGUUCAUACCUCUGGGUAAAAAAGUCAUUUUUGGAGUCGCCACUUCAUGUGAAGGACAGGGUGAUGGAGAUUAUGUUAAAAUCACUCUUUGUCAAAAUGGUACUGCAGGUACAGGAGCCACUAAAAUCCUAUGUAUGUGGUACAAUAUGAAGUACAUGAUGUGCUCAUGGCAGCGUGGAGAGAAUGCAAGUCCUAACACAACCUACAAAUUGAAUUACUGGUAUAUUGAUCAGGAUAGAGGAGGGCCAUGCACACAUUACACUAAAAAAGGUGAUGACUUUCGAUGCACUUUCGACACAAACCUUUAUUGGCCUCCAGGACUCAGCAUUUCUAUCCAGGGCAAUUCCAGAGACAUUCAGCCUGUGUGUAUAAUGAAUAAAUUACCAGAAGUAUAUGAAUUUCUAGUAAAACCUGAUCCUCCAUUGAUUGUAAAGCCCAAAAGGAGCAAUGAAGGAGUUAUUCUACAGUGGACUGAACCAAGGGGCUUGAAUGACAUGUGCUAUCAACUAGAAAUUAAUAACAAACUGGACCCAGAAAUUUACAGGUCACGUAACAAUGUAACACUCACUCUCAAGAGUAAACAAUACUACACUUUCCGGGUGAGAGCCAGGACUUCUAAGACCAACUGUGAGCGCGCACAUGAUCCCUGGAGCGAGUGGAGCGAGGCAGUAGAAGUAGAUGAGAGAGACUUUCCAUUUUCUCUCCUUCUAUACAUUCUCCUUCCAUUAUGUGUGGCAGUCCUGACUAUCAUAUUCCUCAUACACCUGAAGAGGAUUAAAAUGUUGAUUCUUCCUACAAUUCCUGAGCCUGGAAAGUUUCUGAAACAAAUGUUUGAAGAGCACAUUGAAGAUCUUCAAAAACCUCCCCCCGAAGACCCAAUCAAGGAUGAGCAAACCCAUUUGUUGGUAUUCAUACAGCCUUCUUGUAAUGAGAACUGAGGAAACUAGGGGACCGUCUACAUCAGAUGACUCUUGAAUGUAAACCAGAGGUCUUUGGGGCAGGGACUGAUG